AUGGGCAAACUUGACCUCGAGAGCCGAAGCCAAUUUUUGUUGCAGGAUCCCAAAGGGCCGCUCAUCAAAGUUGCUGCCGAGGAUGCCAAUGAAGAGACACGGUUCUUGGCCUACACAGCAUUGGGUGCACUGGCCGUGCUUCUCCCCGUGUCAGCGCAAGACCAGGUUGUGGCUGAGCUUUUGAAGCCACUGGCUGACAAGAAGGCACCAGAACGCGCACGUUUGGCUGCGCUGACAGCCAUGGCGCAGGUGACGCAACAAAGCGAAGGAAUCUCCAGGUCCUGGGCCGGCAGCUUUGUGGACAAGGCUCUGCCUUUGCUGACUCUGGCCGCCACCAAGCCUGCACAGCGGCUGCAGAGUCUUUUGGCCUGGGCCUCCAUUGGAUCAUUGGCGAAGGCCGACGAAGAAGCCUUGAGCUCCAAGCUGAAGAAGGAUCAGCUUAGCUUGAUCAAGGAAGGCGUCUCCUUCCUGAAUGCAAUUCCCACGAUCCAGAAAGCACCCAUGACGGAGCUAUCUUCUCAGGCACAACUUUGGCGAGCACUACUGGCAGGCCGAGUUCCUGGCAGCCCAUCUGUUGAUGAUGCUGCGAAAGACAUACCCUGGCUAGCUUUGCCACCAAAGCCGUUCGGAGAGGCACUGCCAGUGGCCCGAAGCACCAUUGUACUCCUCGCAGGCUUGUAUAGCACCUCUCCUGAGCGUAGCCUCAACGAGUCGGAGGCAGAGAAGCCGAGUCAGCUCCUGAGCCUCAAGGACAUCAUUCAGCAGCUGCAGGAGAAAGGCACCGACAGCACGCUGCUGUUGUUGGCACAGGCGCUGAUCGCUUGGCUUGCCGAGCUCGCUGCCCUGCCGAAGCCACAACGGCAGGUGAGCAGCGCAGCCUUGCGAAGCAUUCUGGUCGAUCUUUGUCACGCCGCUGCUGCCGCUGCCUCACUUCGUCCGGAGAUCAUUGGCUUGCUUUGCCUCGCGGCUCACCACCCGCUUCUGGGAUCGCGGCACUGGCCGCAGCUGAAGUACUGGAAAUGGCUCCGCUAUCGGGGCCCACUGGCAGCAUGCUUCGACAAGGCCAGCUCCAAUGUUUGGGCAACCCUCCGCGAUUUGAUUUGUGCCGGCCGAAAGCUUCCCCGGACCGAUGCCUCUGGCUGCCGCCUGGCUGCCAUCUCUUUGGCCUCCGCCUUCGAUGGCAGCGAGCCGGCACUGCACGAAGAGGCAGCUGCACUCGUCCGCGAGUGCGUGGCUGCGUUGCCCACGGAACAGGUUAGUGCAGAAGCAAUCGAGGACGUGAAGAUCUACUUUGCUCCGGAAGGCGUCUUGUGGAUCGAGGAGGGUGUCUAUGUGGCUGAAGAGCGGGAGAACAAGAACCUUCAAAAGAACAAAUACCUCGGCACAUUCGAGGAGGAGGAGGUAAAACAAGGCCCUUCGGCAUCGCGGCUCAAGUUUGCGCCCAAGGAGGGGGACAAGGCGAAGGAAAGCAAAGCAAAGGAUGGAAAAGACUCAAAGCCCGCAAAAGGCAAGAGCAAGGGCGCAGCCACGGCGGAGAAGGGAGCAAUGACUCAGGCCCAGAUAGAGGUGGCAAAGAUCCAGGAGCAGUCAGAAACAAGAGCACGCAUCCGAUGCUACGUGGACGAAGCGAGCUUUGCGAUGGACGUGAUGGUCUCCCUGUCCAGGAACGAGAGCAGCAAAGAGGCCUUCGAGGAGCUACUGCCAGAGCUCGUGCCGAGCUUCCUCAAGUUGUUGCAGUCGCCCCUGACGGUGCUGCAAACAAGGAGGUGUCUCCGAAGCCUCGUGAGCCUCGUGGUUCCACGGGAAAGCAUCACCAGGCGCGACCUCCUUCCGGAUGCGCUCAUGGUUGUGGGCAAGCACUGGCUGGCUCGCAGCCCUGCCAGCGCUGGCACCCCUGGAAAAGAGCGAGUCUGUGAGGUUGUGCUGGAUGGUGUGGACUCUGUCAGGAAGUUGGACAACUGUUCCGUGGCACUCAUCUUGCCCAUCAUCAUCCGUGCUCUCUAUGAUGGUGGUUCUUUGCUUCAGGUCCUGUGCACUCGCGCCCUUCACCUUCUCGAGCAUCAACUCGCACUGGGCAUGCAGGUGUCCGAGGAGACGGCCCAUGAAGUCUUUGACUCUUUGAGUGUGGUAUUGCUGGCCUUGCCCGGCAUGGCGCAUGGCACUCAGGCAGCCAUGGCUGCAGCCUGCAAGCACAUGGUGGCAUCAACCGAGACCUUAGGAAGAUUGGCACAAAUGUUCUUCUCAGAUGAAGAAUUGAUGCGGGAGUCCGUCAUCACAGCGUUGGGAGUUCUACCGGAGAACUUGCACGUGAAGGGGAGCUUCCUUGCGGAUGUCAACCUUGACCCCACAGGUUUGCUUGGCUGCAAUGUGGAAAAGAUGGAACUCGUCUCUCCGCAGGCAGAAGUGGCUCCCGGAGAGUCGCUCACUGCCUUGUCAGAGCGAGCCGGCUAUGUCCCACGGCCGCCGCUCCCAGAAGAGGACCCCAAGCCAGGAUUCCGAGGAGGAAAGGCGCUGUUCAUCUUUUUCCUUUGCAAUGCUGUCCCCUUCGCUGCCUUGAUGUACUAUUUGAGGGAGCAGAGGACGCAGAGGACGCAGAUGGCCCUGCUCUCGCUCCCGUCACUUCCGGAGGAUAUCGCGGCGGAGGUCCUUCGAGUGACUCGAACUUCUUCGGUUUGCUUUUUGCUUCAAGAUGCAGAGGCCACUGCAAACCGCGUUGCCGGAACACUACGAGUGGAUCCACACGCCCCGGAGGCUUCGGCCUAUGUGCCCCCGACAGAACCCCUGCCACUAGUACCACAGCUGGAGCGAAAUUUCCUGACGGACUUGGUGGAAUCUCCAGCUGUAAGCGGUCUUGGCUUCGUGCACUUCGCCGUCGCCAAAGCCUCUCCAGAGGGUCGUGCAGUUGCCGAAGGACGAAGGCUUCAUGUCACUUCUGUCCUUUUUCUGUUAUGUCUUUGA
This is a messenger RNA of Symbiodinium natans, 2958 nucleotides long. NCBI's taxonomy places the organism in Eukaryota, Dinophyceae, Suessiales, Symbiodiniaceae. The record is from the annotation of a GenBank genome assembly.